Peronospora farinosa is the source of this 1395-nucleotide messenger RNA. Lineage: Eukaryota; Oomycota; Peronosporomycetes; Peronosporales; Peronosporaceae. The record is from the annotation of a GenBank genome assembly.
AUGGUCAAGAAAGUUGGGAAGUACGAGAUUGGAAAAACGUUAGGCGAAGGAACGUUUGGAAAGGUCAAGUAUGCAGUGAAUACAGAGACGGACGAGCGGGUGGCUAUUAAAGUUUUGGACAAGGAAAAGAUUCAGAAACAAAAUAUGGGUGCACAGAUUAAGAAAGAAAUUUCGAUUAUGAAAAUGGUGCGCCAUAAGCACGUUGUAGUGCUGAAGGAAGUGCUCGCUAGUCGUACCAAGAUUUUCAUUGUACUGGAGCUUAUUACGGGUGGUGAGCUAUUUGACAAGAUUGUGAGCGAAGGAAGAUUCAGCGAAGAGACUGCGCGUUUCUACUUUCGUCAGCUUGUGGAUGGCGUGCAGUACUGCCAUGAGAAUGGCGUGUGUCAUCGUGACUUGAAGCCGGAAAACCUACUGCUGGACGAAAAUGGAGAUUUAAAGAUAUCCGACUUUGGUCUCUCGGCUUUGUACGAAGGUGGCGGUUCGGACGGCCCAGAGAGUUCGCGUGCGUCGCUGCUGCAUACGACGUGUGGAACACCAAACUAUGUGGCCCCUGAAGUCCUUGCCGACAAGGGCUACGACGGACGCGCUGCUGAUGUCUGGUCGAUGGGUGUAAUUUUGUACGUGCUGCUGGCUGGUUUUCUACCUUUUGAUGAGCCGACAAUGUCGGCACUGUUCCGCAAGAUCCAAAAGGCCGAAUAUUCGUACCCGAGCUGGUUCACACCCCGCGUCAAAGCGCUGCUGAACAACAUUCUUGUUCCUGAUCCGGAAACACGAAUUACAAUCAAGGACAUUCUACAGGACGAGUGGUUUGUGAACGCACAUGGUGCCGACGAGCAGGCGUCUUCAGGUGCUGGCGCUGGUACGAUUAGUGCGGAAUUGGCGACUGCUCCUGUGCCCGAUCCCGUUGACCACAUGACCAUUAAGCCGAGCCAGGCCGAUUUGGAUGCGGCCAUCCUGGAGCACCAGGAUGAGAUUAACUCCGGCAAGAAGGACAAGUUAGACGGAGGCCUGAAGGUGAUGAAUGCGUUCGACCUGAUCAAUAUGUGCGGCGGAAUGGCUCUCAAUCGCAUGUUCCAGAGCAAUGAUGAAAAGCGAGUUAAGCGGGCAACGCAGUUCACGUCAACUAUCCCGGCAGCGAGCAUCAUGACUCGCCUGACGGGCCACUUGGAGAGUCUCCACUGCGAGAUUAAUGUGGAGAACUCUUCAAAGGUGAAGGCCGUGCUGCAGACACCUAAGGGUGCUGUCGGUGUAGUCAUUCAGAUCUUCAUGCUCGCGGAUAGCCUUCACCUGGUGGAGGUGCGUCGCGGCAAGGGCGACAUAUUCGAGUAUCACAAGUUCUAUACUCAGUUGAACGAGCAAAUGAAGGAUCUGAUCACGACCUCUGGUGGCGACUAG